UGACUCGCCGACCGAGACGUCAGCCACAGGGCCCUCACCCCAUUUCACAGAGAAACGCACAACAAGCCAACCCACAUCGCAGCACGUCGCUACCUGCUGCACACUGGCUCUAGCCCAUUGCGCUGUGACAACCCAACCCAACUCAGCUCGCCUCGGCUGGCCCUUGCUGCACCUGUAAGUAAUCUCGACAAGGGCGAGGUCGCAUUCCGCGCUUGCGCAUAUUCCUCCACUCGUCCAAUCGUCGGAGUGCGGCGCAAACAACAUUUCAGCAGGGAGUCGAAAAAUCUCCAAAAAACUGCCUAUUUUCUAACGUCAAAAUGGUGCAAGGCGGAAUGAAGUGCGUUAAGUACCUGCUGUUUGGGUUUAAUUUCUUGUUCUGGCUUGCAGGGACUGCAGUCUUGGCAGUUGGAUUAUGGCUUCGUUUUGAUGCAUCAACGAAGGACAUAUUUGAAUUUGAAAACCAGCCUUCUACGUUCUACACUGGUGUCUAUAUUUUGAUUGGAGCUGGUGCAUUGAUGAUGAUUGUUGGGUUCCUAGGGUGCUGCGGUGCAAUUCAAGAAUCUACCUGCAUGCUUGGAUGCUUCUUCGUUUUUCUCCUCAUCAUAUUUGCAGUUGAAAUUGCAGCUGGAAUAUGGGGCUUUUUGAAUAAAGAUAAGGUUACUGAGGAAGUGCAGGAUGUAUAUAGAUCCCUGUAUACCGAAUAUGUUGUCGGAAAAGAUGAAAGCAAGAAAGCAGCUCUAAUUGCAAUUCAGAAAGGUCUGGACUGCUGUGGAAUAGGAGGGGCAGUGGAACCACUUAUCCGUGACACUUGCCCCAAAAAAGAAUUUUUGGAAGAGUUUACCAGACAGGGAUGUCUACAGGCAAUUGAUGAUAUGUUCAACAAAAAGCUUUACAUCAUUGGGGCAGUUGGGAUUGGAAUUGGAAUCAUAAUGAUUUUUGGCAUGAUUUUCAGCAUGGUGUUGUGCUGUGCCAUCCGUAAUAGCAGAGAGAUGAUUUAAGGAAUGUUUCAAUCAACUAUGCCUUUCAGCAAUGGAAUGGAUUUUUCAACCACACUUGCUUCUAUUUGUUAACAGCUUAACUUUAAUAAACAUAUAAUUUUUUCACAUUUUAUAUUCAGUUUAAAAUAUCUGUAUAACUUAACCUUAAAUAAAACUUCAUCUGUUUAAUAAGUUCAUGUUUUGUUUAACAUUUUGUAUAAGUUGAGUGAAAAGAACUGCAAGCUCUAAUCUGAAGUUUUCUUCAAGGUUUUCAAUAAUUUUAAAUGUAUUUGUCGUAUUGGCUUAAAUUGAAAGUUCUAGGAGGCUUUGGCUUCUGAAUUUGAAGUGCCAACAUAGUUACAUAGCUGUCAGGAGUGUUAAUCUAUGGCUCAGAAGAGCAAAAUGCUUAUGUUGAAUGUUGGCCUUACCGGAAUUUAAUAAACCCUUUAAAAUAUUUUGUUUGUGGAAUUUAAGAAAUGAGAUGCAACAUUUAGAUAGCAAAAUUUACUUGCUCCUUUGAGAAAAUAAAGUUUAAAUUUGAACUUCCAGAA
Pristis pectinata (smalltooth sawfish) is the source of this 1528-nucleotide messenger RNA. It is a transcript of the gene cd9a, whose product is annotated as CD9 molecule a. Bases 318 to 998 code for a protein of 226 amino acids. The transcript is spliced from 8 exons. Lineage: Eukaryota; Metazoa; Chordata; Chondrichthyes; Rhinopristiformes; Pristidae. Gene Ontology annotation, cellular component: membrane. The record is from RefSeq and is a predicted model, not a curated record.